CUGCCGGCCGCCGUAGGCGCCGCGCUUCCGGCGUGCGACCGGGUGACGUGGCUGGGCGGAGCGGACGUGGCGUCGCAGGUCGGCGUUGGCGGCGGGGCGCGGGCCGGCUCCGCGGCGGGGCCUGCUGCGAGCGCGGGGACGCCGAGGCCCGAGAUGGCGGCGCCCGGGCGGCAGCUCUGCGGGGCCGCCGCGCUGCUGCUCCUGCUGUGCCUGCCGCUGCGCGCCCGCGCCGACGAGCACGAGCACACGUACCAAGAUAAAGAGGAAGUUGUUUUAUGGAUGAAUACAGUAGGACCCUACCACAAUCGCCAAGAAACAUACAAAUACUUCUCUCUUCCUUUUUGUGUGGGAUCAAAAAAAAGCAUCAGCCAUUACCAUGAAACCCUAGGAGAAGCACUUCAAGGAGUUGAAUUGGAAUUUAGUGGUCUUGACAUCAAAUUUAAAGACGAUGUCAUGCAGACUACGUACUGUGAAAUUGACUUGGACAAAGGCAGAAGAGAUGCAUUUGUGUAUGCUAUUAAAAAUCACUAUUGGUACCAGAUGUAUAUUGAUGACUUGCCAAUAUGGGGUAUUGUUGGAGAAGCCGAUGAAAAUGGAGAAGAUUAUUACCUUUGGACUUAUAAAAAACUUGAAAUUGGUUACAAUGGAAAUAGAAUUGUAGAUGUCAAUCUGACCAGUGAAGGAAAGGUGAAAUUGGUACCAAACACAAAAAUCCAGAUGUCAUAUUCAGUGAAAUGGAAGAAAUCGGAUGUGAAGUUUGAAGACCGAUUUGACAAGUAUCUUGACCCGUCUUUCUUUCAGCACAGAAUUCACUGGUUUUCAAUUUUCAAUUCUUUUAUGAUGGUGAUCUUUCUGGUUGGCCUAGUGUCUAUGAUAUUAAUGAGAACUUUGCGAAAAGAUUAUGCAAGAUACAGCAAGGAGGAAGAAAUGGAUGAUAUGGACAGAGAUCUAGGUGAUGAGUACGGGUGGAAGCAGGUCCAUGGAGAUGUUUUUAGACCAUCCAGUCAUCCUCUAAUAUUUUCAUCGCUUAUUGGUUCUGGUUGUCAAAUUUUUGCUGUGUCUCUUAUAGUCAUUGUUGUUGCAAUGAUAGAAGAUUUAUACACAGAGAGAGGAUCAAUGCUUAGUACAGCUAUAUUCGUUUAUGCUGCAACAUCGCCAGUGAAUGGAUAUUUUGGAGGAAGCCUUUAUGCUAGACAAGGAGGAAGACGAUGGAUAAAGCAGAUGUUCAUUGGGGCCUUCCUUAUUCCAGCAAUGGUGUGUGGAACUGCCUUCUUCAUUAACUUCAUUGCCAUCUAUUAUCAUGCUUCAAGAGCUAUACCCUUUGGAACCAUGGUGGCAGUGUGCUGUAUUUGCUUCUUUGUCAUUCUUCCAUUGAACCUCGUUGGUACAAUUCUUGGCCGGAAUCUGUCAGGACAGCCUAAUUUUCCAUGUCGUGUCAAUGCAGUGCCUCGUCCCAUACCAGAGAAAAAAUGGUUCAUGGAACCAGCUGUUAUUGUUUGUCUAGGUGGAAUACUCCCUUUUGGUUCAAUUUUUAUUGAAAUGUAUUUCAUUUUUACUUCAUUCUGGGCUUACAAGAUCUACUAUGUUUAUGGCUUUAUGAUGUUGGUUCUGGUUAUCCUCUGUAUUGUGACAGUUUGUGUGACUAUCGUUUGUACGUAUUUCCUGCUAAACGCAGAGGAUUACAGGUGGCAAUGGACAAGCUUUCUUUCUGCGGCAUCAACUGCAAUUUAUGUUUACAUGUACUCCUUUUACUACUACUUUUUCAAGACGAAGAUGUAUGGCUUGUUUCAAACGUCAUUUUACUUUGGCUAUAUGGCAGUAUUUAGCACAGCUUUGGGAAUAAUGUGUGGAGCAAUUGGUUACAUGGGAACAAGUGCCUUUGUUCGUAAAAUCUACACUAAUGUGAAAAUUGACUAAGGAAAUAAGAAAAUUGAACUAUGGAUCAGUUCCUGUUAUCAUGGGGACGAACUUGCACAACAAAAAGCGCAAGAAGAUAUCUGGGUUUUAACACUGGGCACUAUAUGGGUCUCCAUUUUGUGGAUGGCUUAAAGUAACAUCUAUUUCAUUGAUCCUAGGUUCUUACUGACUGCUUUCUCCAACUGUUCACAGCAAAUGCUUGGAUUAUAUGCAGUAGGCAUUACUACAGUAUGUGGCUAAUCUUCCCAAAAACAAAACCAACAACAAAACAAAAAACCUAGCUCAUUACAGAUGAAUAGACUAGCUCUCUUCAGUGAAGAGGACAAACGGUUUAUUUAAAGCAUUUGUUCCAUUCAAUAGAAAGAGGGAAACUUGGCUGCUAAAACUACUUGAUUAGUAGUCUUCCUGGUACUUAAAAAUUCUAAAUUAUGUAAAAAUGCUGUUCCAGAAAGAUUACUCUUCUGAUUUUUACUGCCAUUGCCAGGAUAGGAGGUAUGUUUUAUAUUUUGACUCCAGGUGCUUUUUGGUUUAUUUGCGAUAUCAACUAUACCCUACAUUCAUUUGUUUAAAAAAUAAUUUUAAAAUAUAUAAAAAACCCAUAUGCAUGUAAUAUAUCAGCUAUUAUUCUAGUUGGACCAACUUCCCUUUAUUUAUCUUUAAAGUAAUAUCCAACUACAUCUUAAAUCCAUCCAAAGAAAAUACAGUCUGAAGACGGGAUGUGUUCUCUGCAAUGCAAUUUACUGUACAGUUAGAAAGCAAAAUGUUAAAUGAAGAGGAUUGUUUGUUUUUUAAUAAACACUUUGAGGUCUAGAUUAAAACGAAACCAACAUUUUAACUGAAUGUCUAAAGUGAUUCUCCUUUUUUCCAAGUUAGUCUUGCUUAUUUUUUUUGUUUGGGUUUGAAUGAAGAUUUUCCUUUAGACAUUAUACAAGGGGUAAUAAGUGUAUAUAACAAACAUUAAAUAAUGUAACUUAGGUGUAGAUCCCAAAUGUAUUUGGAUGUACAGAUUUACUACAGAGUACUUUUCUGAUGAUUCGGUGUAAAAAUGUGUGAAUUUGGGUGGCUUUUUACAUCUUGCCUGCCAUUGCAUGAAAAGUUGGGGUUUCUUCACAAUGUGUGUAUGUCAUGCUUUUCUGUUCUGUUUCCUUCCUCAAGCUCUUACAGAAAAUUAAAUUUGUAAUUUAGAACAUUUUAAUUUUUGUUAAACCUAUCUGGACACUUGUGUAACAUCAGAAGCAGAGUUGCUUUAGAGUGUUCAGAAAACUAAAAUAAACUUUUCAGACAAAA
Molecule: messenger RNA, 3204 nt
Organism: Columba livia (rock pigeon)
Lineage: Eukaryota; Metazoa; Chordata; Aves; Columbiformes; Columbidae
Gene: TM9SF3
Product: transmembrane 9 superfamily member 3
Exons: 15
Coding region: 154-1917 (587 amino acids)
Biological process (GO): protein localization to membrane
Cellular component (GO): membrane
Source: RefSeq, a predicted model, not a curated record